Pteronotus mesoamericanus is the source of this 8646-nucleotide messenger RNA. RefSeq names its product neurexin 1 (gene NRXN1). The record is from RefSeq and is a predicted model, not a curated record. NCBI's taxonomy places the organism in Eukaryota, Metazoa, Chordata, Mammalia, Chiroptera, Mormoopidae. Bases 1148 to 5611 code for a protein of 1487 amino acids. The transcript has 20 exons.
GUCACGUAACCCAGCCUUCUCGGGCUCCACCACCGCCUCCUCCUUCCCAGCUCUUUUCCUCUCCUCCUCCUCCUGCUCCCCUCCGUUGUCUGUUCUUCCUUCCCGCACUCCCGGAGAUAGACGCUCAAGCCUGACGCCUCUGAAAAGGCAGCGACAGUCGCCUUAUCCACAGACCUCAGGAAAUUCGUUUUGACCGAUGCAUGCUUCAGGCUCAGGUCUCGAGCUAAGGGGAAUAACUGGGCAGAUUUCUGGGUCCUUAUUAAAGACAAAAUAAAACCAAAAUGCAUCAUCAACACACAACUGAUUGAUAUCCUGACAUUCUAGCUUGGCCUUGCAGAGGUGGAGAGAAAAGAAGAGCUGUUGUGAUUUCCACAUCUAACAGCUUCUGGCUAUUUCACAGCUUUUGGGUUUGAACCCUACUCUUUGGGAGGGAAAAAGAGAAGGAAAAUCCAGCCUGUGAGGUCAUGCCCAAGGAAUUCUUUGACUACAGUGGUGCUGGAAGUCCAUGACAUGCCAGAAGAAGCAGGCCUUUGAAACUAUACUGGGGUGGAUGAGCGGUGCUCUAAAGUCCAAGGAAUCACUUUCUCCCUUCUGGUUUGGGACCUCACGUCUGGAGAAGACAUUCACAAGCAUCCAAAGAUUCUGGGUCACUGGUGGCUCCUUGUACUUCCCCGAGAAGUGUUUACUUCUUACCUGACUCUAACUGCUUCCCUUUUGCCUGGUACCCCUGAUGGUACUUGGCAGAUGAUGAUUAUUUGAGGAGUGAAGCAUCUGUUGACCUCACUGAUGCCGUUGAACUAGUUCAUUGGACUUAGAUGGAUGAGUGAUCUCCCUUGACUUUCUGUUGACGCCUUUUCCAGAACGUUGCUUCCAAAGUGUAUCCUCCCUUUGGCCUGGAAGUUUUGCGGCUGCCCUGUACCACUGGGGUCUGCGUGUUCCAGUUGGAAGGGGACUAUAGGGAGAGAGGGAGGGGCUGCUGGAAGAGGAAGAAGAAAAAAAGAACUAGAUAGAGGAGGGUGCCACCCUCCCACUCCUGCCCAUCCCCCUAUCCUCCUUACUCCCAGACCCUCAUUUCUGCAUCACGGUGUCCAGGACGACUUUGACCCUGUCGGCCCCGGCACCCCCCCGCCGCACCCCAGCCCCGAGCAUGGGGACGGCGCUCCUCCAGCGCGGGGGCUGCUUUCUCCUGUGCCUCUCGCUGCUGCUCCUGGGCUGCUGGGCGGAGCUGGGCAGCGGGCUAGAGUUCCCGGGCGCAGAGGGCCAGUGGACACGGUUCCCCAAGUGGAACGCGUGCUGCGAGAGCGAAAUGAGCUUCCAGCUGAAGACGCGCAGCGCCCGCGGCCUCGUGCUCUACUUCGACGACGAGGGCUUCUGCGACUUCCUGGAGCUCAUCCUGACGCGGGGCGGCCGCCUGCAGCUCAGCUUCUCCAUCUUCUGCGCCGAGCCCGCCACGCUCCUGGCCGACACGCCGGUCAACGACGGCGCCUGGCACAGCGUGCUCAUCCGUCGUCAGUUCCGCAACACCACGCUUUUCAUCGACCAGGUGGAGGCCAAGUGGGUGGAGGUCAAGUCCAAGCGGAGGGACAUGACGGUGUUCAGCGGCCUCUUCGUCGGGGGGCUGCCCCCGGAACUGCGCGCCGCGGCGCUCAAGCUCACGUUGGCCUCGGUGAGGGAGCGAGAGCCAUUCAAAGGGUGGAUUCGGGACGUGAGGGUCAAUUCCACCCUGGCCCUGCCUGUGGACAGCGGUGAGGUGAAACUGGAUGACGAGCCACCCAACAGUGGUGGUGGGAGCCCCUGCGAGGCGGGCGAGGAGGGCGAGGGCGGGGUGUGCCUCAACGGAGGCGUGUGCUCUGUCGUGGACGACCAGGCGGUGUGCGACUGCUCACGAACCGGCUUCCACGGGAAGGACUGCAGCCAAGGAAAAGAAGAAUAUAUUGCCACUUUCAAGGGAUCUGAAUACUUCUGCUACGACUUGUCUCAAAACCCUAUUCAGAGCAGCAGUGACGAAAUAACUCUGUCCUUUAAAACCCUUCAAAGGAAUGGACUGAUGCUUCACACUGGGAAAUCAGCUGAUUAUGUCAAUCUUGCCCUGAAAAAUGGAGCUGUCUCUCUGGUCAUUAAUUUGGGAUCAGGGGCCUUUGAAGCACUAGUGGAGCCCGUGAAUGGAAAGUUUAAUGAUAAUGCCUGGCAUGAUGUGAAAGUCACCAGGAAUCUGCGUCAGCACUCAGGCAUUGGACACGCUAUGGUGACAAUAUCAGUGGAUGGGAUUCUUACCACAACGGGCUACACGCAAGAAGAUUAUACCAUGCUGGGGUCUGAUGACUUUUUCUAUGUUGGAGGCAGUCCCAGCACAGCAGACCUUCCAGGGUCACCAGUCAGUAACAACUUUAUGGGCUGUCUCAAAGAGGUUGUGUAUAAAAACAAUGAUGUAAGGCUGGAAUUAUCUCGACUCGCCAAGCAAGGGGACCCUAAGAUGAAGAUCCAUGGAGUAGUGGCAUUUAAAUGUGAGAAUGUUGCAACUUUGGACCCAAUCACCUUUGAAACCCCAGAGUCUUUCAUCUCUUUGCCUAAAUGGAAUGCAAAGAAAACAGGCUCCAUAUCAUUUGAUUUCCGCACAACAGAGCCAAAUGGACUCAUCUUAUUUAGCCACGGCAAGCCACGACACCAAAAAGAUGCCAAGCACCCACAGAUGAUAAAGGUUGACUUCUUUGCUAUUGAGAUGCUGGAUGGCCACCUCUACCUCCUCCUGGACAUGGGGUCAGGUACAAUAAAAAUCAGAGCCCUGCAGAAGAAGGUGAAUGAUGGAGAAUGGUAUCAUGUGGACUUCCAGAGAGACGGCCGGUCAGGUACCAUUUCUGUCAACACGCUGCGCACACCCUACACUGCUCCCGGCGAAAGCGAGAUUCUGGACCUGGACGAUGAGCUGUACCUGGGGGGCUUGCCAGAAAAUAAGGCCGGCCUCAUCUUCCCCACUGAGGUGUGGACUGCUCUGCUCAACUAUGGCUACGUGGGCUGCAUCAGAGAUCUGUUCAUUGACGGCCAGAGCAAAGAUAUCCGGCAAAUGGCUGAAGUUCAAAGUACUGCUGGAGUGAAGCCCUCCUGCUCAAGGGAAACAGCAAAACCGUGCCUUAGUAACCCUUGCAAAAACAAUGGCAUGUGCAGGGAUGGGUGGAACAGAUAUGUCUGCGAUUGUUCCGGAACAGGCUAUCUUGGCAGGUCCUGUGAGAGAGAGGCGACAGUUUUGAGCUAUGAUGGGAGCAUGUUUAUGAAAAUCCAGCUCCCCGUGGUUAUGCACACAGAGGCUGAGGAUGUGUCCUUACGGUUUCGAUCCCAGCGUGCAUAUGGCAUUCUCAUGGCAACCACCUCGAGAGACUCGGCAGACACCCUCCGCCUGGAGUUGGACGCAGGGCGUGUGAAACUGACGGUCAACCUAGAUUGUAUCAGGAUUAACUGUAAUUCCAGCAAAGGUCCCGAGACCCUUUUUGCCGGCUAUAACCUCAAUGAUAAUGAAUGGCACACAGUGCGUGUGGUUCGUCGAGGAAAAAGUUUAAAGUUAACGGUGGAUGACCAACAAGCCAUGACAGGUCAAAUGGCAGGUGAUCACACCAGGCUGGAGUUUCAUAACAUAGAGACUGGCAUCAUCACAGAACGACGGUAUCUGUCUUCUGUCCCCUCCAACUUCAUUGGGCACCUUCAGAGCCUGACAUUUAAUGGAAUGGCAUACAUUGACUUGUGUAAAAAUGGCGACAUAGAUUACUGUGAGCUAAAUGCCAGAUUUGGCUUUCGGAACAUCAUAGCAGACCCUGUCACCUUCAAGACCAAAUCGAGCUAUGUUGCCUUAGCUACAUUGCAAGCCUACACUUCUAUGCAUCUUUUUUUCCAGUUCAAGACAACAUCCCUAGAUGGACUAAUUCUCUAUAACAGUGGGGAUGGAAAUGACUUUAUUGUGGUUGAAUUAGUUAAAGGGUACUUACAUUACGUGUUUGAUUUGGGAAAUGGUGCUAACCUCAUCAAAGGGAGCUCAAAUAAACCUCUCAAUGACAAUCAGUGGCACAACGUGAUGAUAUCAAGGGACACCAGCAAUCUCCACACUGUAAAGAUUGACACGAAAAUCACAACACAAAUCACCGCAGGAGCCAGGAACUUGGACCUCAAGAGUGACUUGUAUAUAGGAGGAGUGGCAAAAGAAACAUACAAAUCCUUGCCGAAACUUGUCCAUGCCAAGGAGGGCUUUCAAGGCUGCUUGGCAUCAGUUGAUUUAAAUGGACGGCUUCCAGACCUCAUCUCAGAUGCCCUUUUCUGCAAUGGACAGAUUGAGAGAGGAUGUGAAGGGCCCAGCACAACCUGCCAAGAGGACUCAUGUUCCAAUCAGGGUGUGUGCUUGCAGCAGUGGGAUGGCUUCAGCUGUGACUGUAGUAUGACUUCCUUCAGUGGGCCACUCUGCAAUGACCCUGGGACAACAUAUAUCUUUAGCAAAGGUGGUGGACAAAUCACGUAUAAGUGGCCUCCUAAUGACCGGCCAAGUACACGAGCAGACAGAUUGGCCAUAGGGUUUAGCACUGUUCAGAAAGAAGCUGUAUUGGUGCGAGUGGACAGUUCAUCUGGCCUGGGGGACUACCUAGAGCUGCAUAUACACCAAGGGAAAAUUGGAGUUAAAUUUAAUGUUGGGACAGAUGACAUCGCCAUCGAAGAGUCCAAUGCAAUCAUUAACGAUGGGAAAUACCAUGUAGUCCGUUUCACGAGGAGUGGUGGCAAUGCCACAUUACAGGUGGACAGCUGGCCAGUGAUCGAGCGCUACCCUGCAGGAAACAAUGAUAACGAGCGCCUGGCGAUUGCUAGACAGCGAAUUCCAUAUCGACUUGGUCGAGUAGUUGAUGAAUGGCUACUCGACAAAGGGCGUCAGCUCACAAUCUUCAAUAGCCAAGCAACCAUAAUAAUUGGCGGGAAAGAGCAGGGCCAGCCCUUCCAGGGCCAGCUCUCUGGGCUUUACUACAAUGGCUUGAAAGUUCUGAAUAUGGCAGCCGAAAAUGAUGCCAACAUCGCCAUAGUGGGGAAUGUGAGACUGGUUGGUGAAGUGCCUUCCUCUAUGACAACUGAGUCGACAGCCACUGCCAUGCAGUCAGAGAUGUCCACAUCAAUCAUGGAGACUACCACGACCCUGGCCACUAGCACAGCCAGGAGAGGAAAGCCCCCCACAAAAGAACCCAUUAGCCAGACCACAGAUGACAUCCUGGUGGCCUCAGCGGAGUGUCCCAGUGAUGAUGAGGACAUUGACCCCUGUGAGCCGAGCUCAGGUGGGUUAGCCAACCCAACCCGAGCAGGGGGUAGAGAGCCAUACCCAGGCCCAGCAGAAGUGAUUCGGGAGUCCAGCAGCACCACAGGCAUGGUGGUAGGGAUAGUGGCCGCCGCCGCCCUGUGCAUCCUCAUUCUCCUUUAUGCCAUGUACAAGUACAGAAACCGGGAUGAAGGCUCAUACCACGUGGAUGAGAGUCGAAACUACAUCAGUAACUCAGCACAGUCCAAUGGGGCUGUUGUAAAGGAGAAACAACCCAGCAGUGCGAAAAGCGCCAACAAAAAUAAGAAAAACAAGGAUAAAGAGUAUUACGUCUGAUUCCAAGAUCUUAAAAGGACCGUGUAUAGAAAUAGUCUUCAUUUUAUCUGAGACAUAAUAUAAACUUAUUUACUUUCCUUUUUAUGAAGCACACACAAAAGAAGACAGGGAAUGCAAUCAGGAAGGAAAGACUGUUUUUAAAAAAUAAAAACAAGUAUCUCAUGCUCUUGUUUCUCCAAAAAAGAAAAUAAAAAAGCAGGGGCCAAUAAAUUCCCUAACAUCCACAGUGUUUUCAUUUACUCUGCCUGUCUUUAUGUUGCUGGAACAUUUCUAAAAGACAGUGAUGACCGCACGCAUUCAUAAAGCAAAGGAGUAUUACAACAUCAAGGCACAACACAAAAACAACCCAAAACACAACACACACACAAAAAAAAGAAGCUACCUAUGAUCCUGGAUUUAGCCAAAGUGCUAGCGCUUUCCUGACAAGUCAGAUAGUCCUAUUGCCAGAGAAGACUAUGUCAUUUUGAGUGACUCGACCUGCAAAUCUAUAAGAGUUUGCUGCCUGGCGCAAGUGGAGCAGUGGUUGGAACUUGUAUUUGAAACAAAGUGCUGGCUUUUUUGAAGACUUGUGUAGGAACACAUUCAAAAAGCCCCUUUCUGAUUGUGAGGGAAAAAAAAAAGUAUGGCGGCCUUAUUUUCAAAACAAUGUGAAAUAUAAGGCACAUUUUCACACUAAAAUUUCAGAACAAAAACAAGAGGGCAUAGAUGCAAUCAUUGGAAAAUUUUCAUGCACGCUUAAUAUGUUAUUACAUAUGUUUAUAUAAAAUCCAUCUCUGUGUGCUUUCUGGACUGUGGUAAGUGACGUUUUAUAGCCUGUUGUAUAGAAAAUGCAAAAUAUAUCUCUGCUCUUCAGCCAUUUUUGGUAAAUUCAAUGUUAUAAGUGUUGCUAAGUAUAGGGAGUUUUAUGACGUCAGAGCAACAAUUAUUUCAGGGUUUUGUUUUACUUUGUUUUGUUUUUUUGCCAUCAUAAUAAAUUGCCACAAUUACUUACUUUUUUAAAAUAAAGUUACAAUGUAGUGUUUAUUCCAAGAAAGAUAUGUAUGAAUGUAUAUAAAAAGAUUCAGCUACAUUUUUUCUUACAUGUACAGCCUUCAUUCUGUUACAAUUGAGUUUUAGUAUUUGUAUGAAAGGUGUGAAUUAGAAGGUAAAAUAUAUACAUAUGUAUCUUAAUAAUCUUUUUCCCCCAAAAUACUCACAUUCCCCACAUACAUUCACUAUUCACAGUCACAGAUGCACACACACACACACACACAAAUCCAGAGUAAUCCAUCAGAUCUGAUGAAAGACUCAAACAUAUAUAUGCUAACAAAUAUUUACUAACAAAUUGAAAAGCAGGAAGGAAGACAGUUGUGCCAAGGUAUUGAUGUCAAAUGGAGUGAUUUGCUUCAUCGAGAUCAUGCUCCCAAGAAAUUCCCAGAAGAUUUUAGUCCCUAAUAAAAUGGAACCUUUUCUUAUCAGAUAGAAUAUUAAUGAUAUCUUGCUACAUGAAUACGAACCAUUAUGUGGGGAGGUUACAGAGCAAAAUUGGUUGAUAUACAUCUUAACCCUGGUUGCUGCAAUUGAAAACUUUGUUUCCAAUAAAAUUAUUUCUUUUUUCUCUGAACCUAAUGUGCAUGAUAAACAUUUUGGAAAGUAAACACUUUCUCAGCUAAGAAAGUAUUUUCAAUAAUUUUUGAUUCUGUAUUACUAUCUUUUUAAAAACCAUUCUUUAUUUGUUGAUUAUUGACUAUAUUUUAACUUUUGUGGUUUUACAUCUAUAUCAUUAAAGGUUCUAAUUUAACACACAAAUAGUAGGAAAGUAUAGAUUAUACACUUGUUUUGCAUAUUGUUUCAAUGAUGUUCAUAGCAAUAAAUUAUCAACAUGAGAAGGUAAUGCAAAGGAAAUGCAUUAUGAGAUUGGAAGGUGAUGCCUCAGUAUAAAUUGAUUGCAUUAUUUUAACAUCUCCUAAAAUGAUAUUAGAUGUCAUAGGAGAGAAGAAUACCUUUACAAUUAGCUUUAAUCAGCAAAGGCAAAAAAAAAAAAAUGCAAAACGUUUUUUGUAAUACUUCAAUUGAUUAAAAAUAAAGCCAAGAAGCGGCCUGGAUUUCAGACAUACAGCACCUUAGAAACAUGUACAAUUCAUAGCAAAUCACCACUAUCUCUGGUUGCCAAGAAAUUGUUGUAUAUGAAAAGUUUUAAAGACUUUUCACGAUCUAGAAAGUAGAGGUAUAAAACUAAAAUUUAAUAUCUGUAACUUACUUAUAUUUCAAGUUUUUAAAAAAAUUUGCUCAGUUAAAAAAUUCAUGUCUUUCCCCCACCCCCUCUCAUUCAGUCUUACUCAGGGAAAGCCAGUGAAAUAAGAAGGUUAAUAUAAAACCACUAAUUCACAUCCUGAGGUUAUAAAAAUUAGUUGCUUUUCCAUUUGAUCUACGCAACUUGACCUAGUUUCCAUCUGGAAAGAAUCUAAAAUCUGAUAGAAAAUAAAUAAUGGUAUCAUUGACCAUACAUCCAUGAAGUGUGUUGUCUGGGAUUGAUUUCAAUAUUUCUUUCCAACAUAAACUGUAAAAUUCCAUAUAAUGAUAUAAUCUAAUAUUGUCAGUAAAAACAUUGCUAAUGUUAUUGGCCUACUCAAAGUCUAGCAAUUUUUUUCUUCUUUCUUUUAAAAUGGAGAAGGAAAAGAGAGGAACAUGAGCUAGGGAGAGAAAAAGACGUGAAUAAAAUCCCGAUUAUCUUCAUACCAAAAGUAUCAGGGUUCCACGCAUAGUUUGCAGUUAAUAGAGGAUUUCACACUACCUGGCAUAAAUUUGAUUACAUCUCUAGACUGUAACUUUUCUGGUCAACUCUGCUUCUUUUUUAUUCAUGUAAUGUGUUGCCUUUUUUAAAAACAAAACAACAAAUACUACAAUAAUGUGUGAUGUGGUCAAUCCCUAAAACAUCAAAGAAUGGCCACAUGACCCUCCCCUUCUAGUGCUCUGUGUGACUGGGUAUCUAAGGGUUUGUUUUGUUUCGUUUUUCUGUUGCAAGGCCAAUUUAUCCAUUAUUGGAAAUGCUAAGC